This is a messenger RNA of Stylonychia lemnae, 417 nucleotides long. The record is from the annotation of a GenBank genome assembly. NCBI's taxonomy places the organism in Eukaryota, Ciliophora, Spirotrichea, Sporadotrichida, Oxytrichidae.
AUGCCAUAUCCAAGCACCUGCCCAGAUGUCCUUAAAGAUUGGAAUGAUGCAAUGAAGUAGGCUUUGGAAUCAUCAUAUUUUCCACAACAUUAACCAGUAAAGCACUUUGAUUCAUUUAUUCAUAUAGACUAUCUAAAGAUAGUUCAAACAUUUAUUCUCUAACUAGUUCUAUCGUAAUGUUUUACUAAACUGAAAGAUUUGUUAAGUUUUAAGAUCCAUUGUGGUUUGAAGAAUAGAUAAUUAGCUUUACUUAAAGUUAUCUCAGAUUCUGGGAAUUAUCAAAAGCGUUAACUAACAGAUAAACUGAUUAUUAGAUCGGAGCUUAUCCAAUCAAAGAACCUUAAUGAAACCGUAACCACUAAGGAAUCUAUUAAUUUUAAUCAAGCAUUUAGACUGAUAAAGUCAACUAUCUAUUGA